AUGUUAAAUUCUUAAACUUAAUCACAAUCAGCAAUGUCAAUAUUGGGUUAUGUACCUGCUUUAAUAGUUUAACAUUUAUUGAAUUUGAAGAUGAAUAAGCUACCAAGAAGUUUACCAGAGAAAUAAAAUAUAAAAAGUGUAGUGAUGUUUGCAGAUAUAUCAGGUUUUACAAAAUUAACAGAGAAAUUAAGUUAAUUAGGGACGGAAGGAGCUGAGAGAAUAGCAUUUGCAAUAAAUCGAUAUAUGGAAUUAUUAGUUUAGGGGAUAGGAAGAAGUGGAGGAGAUAUUUUCAAAUUUGCAGGGGGUAAUAAUGCAAAUAAGCUCAGAUGCAAUGAUAGUGAUUUGGCCUCCACCACCAGAGGGAAAUAACUUUAUUCAAUAGAUAGAGACAUUAUUAAAAUAAGCAAUUCAAUCUGCUUUGCUAAUAUAAGAGAAGCUGACCAAGACUACGAUUGAAUAAGGAAUUCAAUUAAGUGUGAAAAUAGGUAUAGAUUUUGAAUUAUAUAUUAGGAUUUGGUGUUGGUGAAAUGAGUAUAAUACAUGUAGGUGGAGUAUUUAAUAGAAUAGAAUAUUUAGCAACUGGUGAUCCUUUAUUACAAGCCUUUGCUUCAGAACAUUGUUUAACUGAGGGUGGAAAGAUCAUAAUCUCAUCUUAAGUUUAUAAUUUGGUAAAUAACUUCUUUGAGUGCAAAGCAGUAGAAAAUCAUGAAAAUCAUUAUGAAGUGAUUCAAAUAAAAAGUACAUAAGCAAAAGUGAAAAUGAAAGCAGAUGCAUUAUUAAUAAAAAAUAAUAUAACAAUAGCUAAAUUUUAAGCAAUAAGAAAUGAGAUUUAAUCAUAUAUUCCAGCAGCAUUAUUACCUUAUAUAGAAAUAAAUGAAGAACCAUGGAGUGCAGAAUUAAGAAGAUUAUCAGUAAUGUUUGUAAAUUUGGGAAUAGAUUUAAAUGAUGCAAAAUCCGAAAAAGGAUUAUAAUAAAUAUAAAGAGUUAUAAUGACAGUUUAGAAAUGUAUUUAUAUGCAUGAAGGCUCAUUAAAUAAAUUAUUAAUGGAUGAUAAGGGUUCAACAUUAAUUAUUGUAUUUGGAUUACCUCCAUUAUCACAUUAAAAUGAUGCAGUAAGAUCUAUAUAAACAGCAUAAUUAAUGACAAUAGAAUUACCUAAAAUUAAUUGUGGUUGUGCUAUUGGUAUAGUAACAGGUACUGUAUUUGCUGGAGUUGUUGGGACUAGUGGUUCAAGAAGAGAAUAUUCAGUAUUAGGAGAUUCUGUUAACUUAGCAGCUAGAUUAAUGUAAGCAGCAUGUGAAGAAAAAGAAAAUAAAAUUCUUGUUUGUUCUGAAACUGCUAAAAGUGCUGAAAAUUGUCUUAGUUUUCAAUUUCUAAGAUCAUCAAUUGUUAAAGGUAAAAAUUAACCUGUUGAAAUUUAUAUUCCUUUAUUAAAUUCUUAACCAAGUACACCUACUAACUUUUUUCCUUAAUUGAGAACUCAUAAUUAUGCUUUUGGAUUUAAAAGAAAAACUGAAUUUGUCAAUCAAUAUAUCUAUGGCAGAGAUGAACCAUAUAAAAAAAUACUUAAUCAAGUUGAUAAAAUUAUGAGAGGCAUUGAUAAAAAAGGUAUUAUAUCAUUUAUUUCAAUUUUAGGUUUAUUUAUUAUUAAAGGUUCUUAUGGAGUAGGUAAAACUAUUCUUGUCAAAAAAGUACUUCAUAGAAUUUAAGAGAAAUUAAAUAGUAAUUAAUAUAAUUCCUGGAAAUAUGGAGAAUUACCCUAAAUUUUAACUUCACAAUUAAAUCCAGUAACUAGAGCGUAUAAACUUAAUGGUAUAGAAUUUUAUAUGAUUAGUGAGGACUACGUUAGAUUCUCAAAUAAAUUUUUAUUCUCUUCUCUAAAAGAUUAGAAAGACAACCUGAUUUAUCAUUAUUUCAAUUGAUGGUUGAUGAAUCAUUAUAUUCUCAAAAUACUGUUAAUCUAAUUAAAGAAAUAUUAGAUUUAAAAUGCAUUUCUAGAAUAGAUAAUUUCCCACCUAAAGGAAACGAUGAAGAGAAUCAAUAAGAAUUAAAAAAAAUUGUAAUUUUUUAUAUUCAUUUUUAAAGACUUUGUAAUUCUUAAGUAAUUUCUUUGAAUAAAUCCCAGAAAAAUAUUAAAAUCUUUAUGUUGGUAGAUCUCCAGAAGAAUUAGGAUGGGAUGUCAAAUCAUCUAAUGUAAGAUAAGUCAUCAAAUAUUCUAUAAAAUAUAGUAAUAUCUUAUGUCCUGUAAUACUUUGUUUAGAUGAUAUGCAAAACUAUGAUAAUCUCACUUUCAAAAUAAUUAGUUUGAUGAUUAAAACCUAUGAUAGAAUAUCCAUUUUAGGAUUAUAUCGUGAUAAUUUUCAUGAAAUGACACUUCAAGUCAAAACAGCUGAAAAAAAGAAAACACAAGAAGAAAUUGCUGUCGAUGGAAUAAGUAAAUUAGAAGAUGCUAUUGACUAAAACUUUUAUAGUAUUAUUCAAUUGAAAGGAAUUGAAAGAAAAGGAAAAGAUGAUGAAUUUGCUAAAAUGAUUAGAUUUUCAUUUAACAUAUCUAAAUUCGAUAUCGAGAAUGUUAAACCUUCAUAAGAAGAAGUAAGAAAAAGAGAUGCAUCAAUUAUAAAUGAUGUUUGUGUACAAGAAACUUUGAAUAAAGAGAUAAAUCAUUAAUUUUUAUUCCCUUAAAAUAAGUAAAGCUUAAUAGAAAAGGAUAUCGAGUUAUUACUGUUAUCAUAUAUAUAUUUAAAAACAUAGGGUGUACCUUUAAUGGUGUUAAAUUUAGUUUAGAAUUUAAUAGAUUAAGGAUAUAUAAAGAUUGGGAAUAAGAGUGCAAUAAUAACAAAGGAACUAAUAAAUAUAAUAAAUUAUGAGGAGAGUAUUAUAAUAGAUGCUCCAUGUGAUCGUAUAGCCGUAAAUGGUCCAAUAAUAGAUAAGUAAAUGAUGUUUAGUAGAUUGUAGACUUCCUUGUUUGGAGUAAUUGAUUUUGAAAGUAGCAAGUAUAAUUGGGGAUAUUUUUGACAUUCAAAUGUUGAGUAGGAUAAAUCCAUUUAAAGCAGCAUUAAACAAUCGAUUAUAGAAGAUGAUGGAUGAAUUGGAAUAGAAAGAUUUUAUUGAGAUAAUGGAAGUUUAGGAGCAAAAUAUAUAUUAUAGAUUUACAUGUCCAUACAUGAGAGAUUGUUUAUAUUAAAGAAUAACAUUUAAAUAGAGAAGAUAAUUGCAUAAGGCAGCAGCAGAGGCAAUAUAGUUAUUACCUCUAGCAUUUGAAAUAGAUGAGAGAAUAGAGAGUAAGAAAUUGUAAUUUCAUUGGGUGAUGGCAGAAUAAAAUAAUUAAUUAGUAUAGUAGUAAACCUAGAAUUUUAAGGGUAGACAAUCAAGUGGUUCAGUUAGGAAUUUAGUUUUAAGGGCAACAUUAGGAUUAGGAGGACAGAAACAGUUGAAAUAAGAAGGAAAUACAAAUACUCAAGUAGUUGCAUAAGUAAAUUAAUAUAAAUUCGAUAAUCUAUCAUCAAAGGCAAUGAGAUCAAUUAUAUUAAAAUAGAUAUCAAAUAAAUUAACAAAGAAUAAUAAUAAUAUAAAUACAAUUUUGAAGGAGGGUAUAUUGGAGAAGAAAUCAAAGUAGAAUGUUUCAUGGGCAUCUCGUUAUUGGGUAUUGGAUGGAAAAGAGAUGAGAUGUUAUUAUAGUAAAUAGGAUAUUUAGAAGAAAGAAUUACCAUUAUGUACUAUUCCAUUAAAAGGUAUAUAUUCAGUAAUUCCAUUGGAUCUAAAUGAAAAGAGUGAAACUAAUUUUCCACUUUCUAUUAGUUCUACUUUAUGGUAUAAGAAAAAUAAAGAAAUGGGAGAAAGAAGGUUCUUAUUAAAUAGUAGAAAUGUUGAGGAUUUGGAGAUGUGGAUAAUAUAUUUAGAAUUUGCAAAGGCAAAAGCAAUAUAUGAUGAUUUUACUAAUAAUUAUGGUAAAAUUAGUUUUCCUUUGGGUAAUAAUAAUGAUUAUUAUGAUCCAGAGUUUAAAUACGAUGUUAAUAUUGAAGUAUAAAUAUUUUAUAAUUAUUUAUAGAAAUAGAAAUUAUCUUUAGGAUUAUAAUAUGAUAAGAAAAGUUCAUAGGCAAAGUUGAGCAAGAAUUCAGUAUUAUCCAGAAAUUCAAGAGCUUCUCGAAUGACUAUAGCUACGAAGUAAUUUAAAUUUAUGGAGAAAGCAUCUUAGGAAGAAAAUAUGCUUCAAAAUUCUUAGAUAAUUGAUAGUUAAUUAUUAAAAGAUAGAAUCAAUAGUUUUUUGUAAAAGAGGUAUAUAAUUUGUUUUGAUUUGAAGCAUGCUCUUAUUAUUUUCUCAUCUAUUUGAUAUGUCUUUGUAAAAAUAGGAUGAUUAUAAUAUAUUAGGUCAACCAAAUAUGGUAAUGAAAAAGAUGACAAAUAUUUUUAAGAUUGAUAAACAAUUGACUUCAGAGAAUAAGAAAUAAUCUAAUUCUUUUAUAACAAAUUAAUCAUAAUCAAUAUCUAUAAGUAAUUCGACUGAUUAAAAUUCUAAUCCUAUAUAAUAAUAGGUUUAGUAAUAAUAAUAACGUAAGGCCAUUACUUUAGAUGGCAAUCCAUUAGUUGCUAAGAAAAUGGAUACUAGUUUAGAUUAGGAAUCAGAUAAUAGUAGUAAUGAAGUUGAAUAAGACGGACUAUUAUAAACAAGAACUUUAUAAUAAAUUAUAGAAGAAGAAUAUGAUAAUGAAAUGAGUGGUAUAAUCAUUUAAUUUAUUAUUUUAGAAAGUACAAACUAAUAAUAAUUAUAAUAAUUUAAACAAUAAAGAAAUUUAAAAUAUCAGGAUGAAAAUAGAAUGAAAUCAAGUUCGAAAAUUUAGUAAGAUGAUAUUAAACGCUCUGAUAGUCAGGACAGCUUAGAAUAAAAUAUUACAAUUUCUAGAAGACAAACUUAAAAAUAGGAAUAAGUUGUUAAACAAAUGAAUUAUUUUAAAUUACAAACUUAAGAAAUGAGAAACAUAACUGAAUUUAAAUUGGAUAUGGCUAUUUAAGUUGAUUUGGAUUAAGUUAAUAAUACUAUAAGUAAAUCUAUAAGUAAAUCAUCUAUUGAUCCAAAGUCUGAAUUUUCAUAUUAACAAAAUGAUAAUUAAGAAUUCUUGAAAUUAUUUGAAAAUAGCACUAAUUAAGGAUAGUCAUAAUAAAAUAAUCAAUUCAGUAAUAAAAUUUUAGAUGAUAACAAAAGAGACACAAUUUAAACACAUAUAUCUUCUUCAAAUUUUUUAUCUACUUAAUAUCCGUUUUUACAUCAUCGAUCUACUCUUCUAUCUUCCAAUACGAAUUAAAAAUAAAGAUAACCACCAUAAUAUGCGAGUAGAUAGAGUCAGAUAUCUCAAAAAACUAUUACAAAUUCUAUUUUAUCACAAUAAUAUUAAUACGGAACAGCAUUAAAUACAUGUAAAUCAUUAAGUGGAGAUAUAUUUAUUCUAAGACCAGGAUAUAGAGUGGUUGUUACUAGAAUAGAUCAAUAAAAGAAGUUGAUAUAUUGUAACUAUUAGAAUAUGCAAGGUUUAUUUUAUUUGAGAGAUAUAGCUGUUAUUGAAGGUAUAUAUGAUAAUCAAUUUAAAUAUAGAUAAUUAGCAAGAUUACUAAACUUAAAUUAAAUCUAGAACACCUACUAUGUUUGAAGUCAAAUAUAAGGAAUUAUUAAAUGAUAGAUUCAAUACAAGAAGCAAGUCUCCCAAUUAUCGUUAAGCUUAAUCUAAGACUCCUCCUAAAAAACCAUUCAUGAGAUUUUGA
Paramecium sonneborni is the source of this 5754-nucleotide messenger RNA. Lineage: Eukaryota; Ciliophora; Oligohymenophorea; Peniculida; Parameciidae. The record is from the annotation of a GenBank genome assembly.